Messenger RNA from Vespula vulgaris, 866 nucleotides. RefSeq lists its product as uncharacterized. Bases 53 to 538 code for a protein of 161 amino acids. The transcript is spliced from 2 exons. NCBI's taxonomy places the organism in Eukaryota, Metazoa, Arthropoda, Insecta, Hymenoptera, Vespidae. The record is from RefSeq and is a predicted model, not a curated record.
AUUUUUCGGUAUUUAUUAAUCUUUUAGAAUUUGAUUGAUCUACUCAUUACAAAUGACAAGUAUACGAAAUAUAAUCGUUCUUGUUGCUUUAAUUUUUAUUUUACACGGAGAAUCUUUCGCUGGAACUCUUUAUCGUCUGAAACGAUCGAGAAAUGAAUAUAUACUGCGCAGGUGUAUUGCUAGCGCAGAAUUAAUUAAAAUGCACGUACCUGAAAGAAGUACAACACGAUCGAUUUCAUCUAAUAUAGGAAAACACGAUAUUAAUGAAACUUCCACGAUACAACGAAACGAUAAACGGAUUAAAUCACGCGGUGAUGAUCGGCAAUACUUUAUAUCUACAAAUUUCAAAGACACACCUCUUAAAACUGUAAACAUUCAGGCAGUACAAAAAGAUAAACCUCUAAUAUUUCAAAAGAAAUAUCAACUACCUGAACUUCAACAUAAUGUACCCAGCAAAGCACCUGAAAUAUCAACUAAUGUUAUUACCAUUAAAUCAUCGCCGGAAAAGGACAUUUUUCUUUCUAUUAACAACAUGUAACAUUAAUACAAUUGCUAAGAAUAAUUAAUCACACAUAAUACAACAUGGUAAUAAUGCUUAAAAAAAGUUAGUAUGAAACAUGAUAUUUUACACACAUUUUGUAGACACAUCUCUAUGAAAAAGUAGUUUAUGAUAUAUAGAUAAAUUAUUUAAGUCUACUUUCAUUUAAUUUACUAUACGUACUAUGGUAGCAUGUUUUUAAUAAUUAUCUAAAAUUAAGCAGUAUUCGGUGGUAUCAGUAUAGAUUCUGGUAAUUUCUGUAAUUCAACCUAUAAAAGAAAUUUUAUUAAAUUAAAAAAAAAAAAAAAAAAAAAAAUGAAAAUGAAAA